CUGUUGAAAUGUGUGUUUAUGAAAUUACAAAAACGGUUCAACAAGUGUUCGACAUGGAAAAAUUUAUGACACGCGAAUACUUCAAAAAAUUGAAGUGUUUGUACAAUAUAUAGUAUAUCAAUUACUUGUAAUUUGCUAGUUAAUUUAAAUGGAUCAAAAUUUGCACGCUCGAGACCUGCCUUCAAACACUAACCUUUUACUUGUCGGACCAAGAACAGACGGCGAUGAAUCAGUAAAUUAUAUAUGCGCUCAUACAUUUCGAAAAAAAAAUUCGAAUUCGAUUAAUUGAAUAUUUCAUUUUGCACCAAUUCCACGUAGGUAAGGGUUAGGCAUGUGACAACUGAUAUAAAGUAGAUCUAGAACACCAUGAUUCGAGGGCAUUUCCGUCUUUGACCAAAAAAUACGCUGAAAAAAAAAACAAUUCGCGCCAAUUUUUGGCGGUAACUCAAAAUUUUCGAAACAUUUCAAAAUUUCAAUCUUGAUAUCAAAUUGAGGAGAAAACGUCAACGGGGGUUCAAAUAUCAAUUCAAAACACAUUUCUCCCUCCUUUUGUUUCACCGCCCCCCAUUACAGCUGAAAUUGAAGCAGAAGAAAUAGGGCUGCUAAUCUGAAUUCGAUUCGAAACCCCCUUUUCAGGUACAUUCACAAAAACCCCCAAAUCGAUACCUGCUGAAUUGUUUCGCCUCCGUUCCAAUCAGUUAAUCUGGAUCCGGUUAGAAAUUCUCGCAUUAACCUUUUUUUUGUUGUUGUUAAUUUGUGCUUGUCGUGCAAUUAAUUGUCUCGAUUUGGAGCGUUGAGGUGAGAUUUAAUUGUUUCAUGAGGGAAAACAUUAUUUUUUUGUUGAAAUUGAGGUUACCCAAUUGAAAAAAAAAUAUGGUGAGGGAGUUGAGUGUUGUGUCGUUUUACACGCGCCUGAGGGAUUCGGCUCUAGCCUCAGCUUCAUCCGCUCCUCUGUUAAUCUUCCCCUCAACCUCAGAUGUAGAUUCACUAUGUGCUUUGAAAAUUAUAGGGCACGUUCUAGAAUCCGAUUCAAUUAGGUAUGCUUGUUACCCAGUUUCGACUUUUAAAGAAAUUCACAAAUACGCUGGCCCUAACCUAACUUCACCCUCCGACGAGCCCAUCACCAUUUUGUUGAUCAAUUGGGGCUGCCAUAGGAAUCUCAGGAGAGAUCUGCAGAUCGGGCCGUCGGCCCGUGUUUUCGUUCUCGAUAGCCACAGGCCGAUUCAUUUGCACAAUUUGAGCGACAAGAACGAUCGUGUGGUGGUGCUUUACAUGAAGGAGGACGAGAGCAACGCCGACGUGGAGUAUGAUUUCGAUGUAUCGGUUGUUGCUAAUGAGAGUGAUUUGAACAGUACCGAUGAGGUUGAGAUUGAGGAUGAUUCGGAUAGUGAGGAUGAAAACGAGAGUGAUAGUGAUGGGGGCGAGGGUGAGGGUGGGGGUGGGAGUGGGGGUAGAAAGAGAAGGAGACUGUCGGCGGAAAACGAGAGCAAUCCCGAUAAACUUUUCAGAAAGUUGAGGAAAAAGUAUUACUAUACGGGUACUUAUCAUGGUAAGUCAUCUGGAUGUUUGAUGUACGAGCUCUCUCAUUCGUUGAGAAAGAACAAGAACGAGUUGCUGUGGUUGGCGUGUGUUGCUUUAACCGAUCAGUACGUACACGAGAGAUUACCAGACGAGAGAUACAAUCAUGCAGUUAUGGAGCUCGAACAGCACAUUAACAGCUCGGGAAACUUGGAUGCUGUUACUUCGGUCACGCUAAAAGACGGCACAAAGGUAAACGUGCCCGAUGCUUCAAGAAUCUCGUACGAGGAUGAACCUAGGUUGAUGUUGCUGCAAGAAUGGAACUUGUUCGACUCGAUGCUAUGUUCCUCUUACAUUGCCACUAAGCUGAAAACUUGGAGCGACAACGGGCUGAAAAAGAUGCAGCUUCUUUUGGCUCGAAUGGGGUUUGCAAGGGAAGAGUGCAAACAGAAAUUCCAGUUCAUGAGCGUCGAAAUCAAACGGAGAAUGAAGGAAAUGUUCGAACAGUACUUACCGGAGUUUGGGCUAACAAAUUUCUACUACAGAGGUUUCUUGCUAUUGCAUGGCUACAGCUCGAAAGUCUCUGCUGCGGACGUUGUGUAUGGAGUCACUGCCCUUCUAGAAUCUUCCGUGGAAUCCGACGGUUCAUCUAGUUCGAAGCAUUUUGGCGCAGCUUACGAUGCUUUAUCAUUAAACAAACUCGAGAAGCUGGAUAUCGGAAUGCGUCAGGCGAUUAAGGUUCAAAGGGCUGUUCUCAGACAAGGCAGCACUGCCAUAACAAAGAAGGGUUCAAUAAGAAGCGGGAGUAAGUUUCGAUGGGUGAAACUCGAAGAUUCGGCCGAUACGAAGCUUCUGUGCUACCCUCAAGCGUUGACUAAAUUCGGGUUUUUUCUGAUGGAUGCUUUACGAGAGAAGGGUGCGAGAAUGAAGCCGUUGGUGUGUGUUUGCUAUACGCAAGAGCAGAAGAAAGUGUUGAUUGUCGGUGUUUGUGGCAAGCCUCGACUAGGUGCUGUACAAGGGAAUGCGUUCGGGAUAGCGUUUAGAAGUGCCGCUGAAGAAACGGGAGCUGAGUACUUCCACGAGCUUUUCGAAUCUUCGUGGAUUGUUUUGGAGGCGAUUGCUGUGAAUUCAUUCAUGAUCAGGUUAACUGAGAAACUCUUGUGAUGAAAUUCUCUAUUUCAUAAUCCAAUUUGUAUCUUACUUAUUUUUUUUUCAAAUGUAAUUCUGCUUUUCUUAGAUGUCUGAUGUUGACUUCAACUGAGGUUUUUUAUUUUAUUUUAUUUUUUAUUUUUAUAAUUUGUCUGUAAUAGUGAUUGACAAUAAGAUGAUUGUCUAUUUUCAGAAGAUAGCUUUUUUUUUUUUUUUUUU
Erythranthe guttata (spotted monkey flower) is the source of this 2886-nucleotide messenger RNA. RefSeq names its product cell division cycle 45 (gene CDC45). Lineage: Eukaryota; Viridiplantae; Streptophyta; Magnoliopsida; Lamiales; Phrymaceae. Gene Ontology annotation, biological process: mitotic DNA replication preinitiation complex assembly; double-strand break repair via break-induced replication; DNA replication initiation. Gene Ontology annotation, cellular component: DNA replication preinitiation complex. Gene Ontology annotation, molecular function: chromatin binding; single-stranded DNA binding; DNA replication origin binding. The record is from RefSeq and is a predicted model, not a curated record.